This is a messenger RNA of Lytechinus pictus (painted urchin), 3559 nucleotides long. RefSeq lists its product as uncharacterized. The record is from RefSeq and is a predicted model, not a curated record. The transcript is spliced from 4 exons. Lineage: Eukaryota; Metazoa; Echinodermata; Echinoidea; Temnopleuroida; Toxopneustidae. The coding region runs from base 1 to 1455 and encodes 484 amino acids.
AUGUGGGAAGGUCGAGGAGGUGGGGUAGACGAUUACGAUGACGACGACGCUAGCAGGGAUUCGCACGAUGACGGUAGAGUACCCAACGUUUUCGACAAAGAUUUUGUCUCACCUUUUGAAAUCCGUGGUUGCAACGGCUCGCCUUUGCCUACUCGAGUCCGUGGUCGCGGUCGAGAUCGAGCGAGUUCUCACUCUCAGUGUACCAAUGGCCAAGAAAUCGGAGGCAGCGCGCAACGAUCAUCACGUUCUGUGGAAUGUGAAGUUUGUAAGAGUAUGGCUUGGGACGGCGAUGCUAGGCCUCUUCCGACAAGUGAAACAGGCCAUGGUCCUAGGCACCGUUACAUUGGAAGUCUCGUCUCUUUUGUUACCAUGACAAUCCUAACGGCGGCCACCUUAUAUCUUGUUGCGAUCUAUAUUACGAAGUAUUUCGGCAAGAAAGACCAGAUCAUGCACCUAACGUCGUAUUUCUCAUUCCUUGGUAUUAUAGGAUCUGUUCCCCUCAUUUGCUUCUAUUCUCACCUUGUACAUCUCUUCAAUGCGUUGGAUUUUGCUCUUGACAUGAAAGGUAAUCGGAGUCCUUCCCAAUCAAGCAACGAGAUCAAGCCCCAACUACGGAGUUGGCCAACGAUCCUCCAUCAGGACUACGUCAUGCGCAGACUCCAGUAUCUGUCCAAUGCAUCCACACGAAGUCGUGGUCGAUCACCAGACGGCACCUGGUUCAUUGUUGCUGGCUGUGUAUGGAUUAUGAUCGAUGCCGCCAUCAAGAUCGCAUUCGGUUCCCUCGUCGAACACAGUCAUGGUCCUUGGGAAUUCCAAUCGACGCUCGAGUCUUUCUUAUUCCUCGUUUUCGUCGCUUUCUGUGCCUUUCUGUUCCUCAUGAGGAAAUCGUUUGAAAACGAGAUGGAGGUCGACCUCGCUUUUAUCGUCAAACAUAAGAAAAGGUUGGAUUUUUGCCGAGGGCGUCUAUCCGAAACCUAUCGUGACUUCCAAAUCUUCAACUACGUAAUUCAUUACUGGAUGUUGUUCACGGUCAACCUCGCAACUCUCGGGCUCGCUGUACACCUAAGCUGGAAUUACCAAGCCUUGCACAACGCCAAAACAACACAAGAAUACAUCACCAUCAAUGUGAUGAAUGCAAUCAUAUUUUCGGAGAAGAUCAUGGUUUUAAUCCUUCCUCUGCUGGCGCUUCGUGGCAUUAACCUCGCUCAUCUUUGGCGUCAUUUUCGACGCGCCUUGUCGUCGCUGCGCCAGUCAGAAUAUGAUUUAUGCAUAGAUGGCAUGAUACGUCAUUUGGAAGACUUAAAGUGCUUUGGGGACUACAGCGGGGGCGCGGGCAAUUUCAAUACCCUCCUAACACUGGCUAUUGGGUAUUAUGGCUUGAAGAAUGGGUCACAAGACUGGAAAUAUUAUUUCCUAGGCACGCCUGAAAUCGGGUUAAACACACCAAAGCCCUAAACAUUAAAGAGAAAGAAAUUACGAUUUUUUUAUUUUUUAUAUAUUUUUUUGGGGGGAUAGCUGGUAAAAAAUGUUUAUUUCGAUAAAAAUGACUAUUAAUUGACUAAACUACAAUUGCUAAUUAAGCCAAACUAUUCUCCUGUGUUCGCAUUUUUUUUUCAAGUAGGCGAAAUACUACUGCACGUAGGCUAACUUUCUCCAAUAAUCUGAACAAACAAUGCCUCUGGCGUAAAUCCGGUCAGAGCAGUUGGGGGAUGAUAUCAACAUAUCCACCUUAAAAUUCAAAAUUUUGGGGACACCCCUCACCAACGGAUAUGUAUAUGGGGGUAAAUAACCGUGUAGAUAUAAUGCAAUCAUCAUCGAGUUAAAGGCCUGCAAUGAUGUUUUUUCAAUGGCUACAUUGCAAUGGAUUUGUUGUGAUACAAAGUGAUGAAUUACAGUCAAUAUCAGUAUGCAAGCAAGCGAAGCGCAAGCUAAUAUUCAGUAGUUGGAAGACAAGAUGGUGUUCAAAAAUUUAUUUCAAGUGGUGUGUAGUUAUCACAUCACUUGCAAUGUAUACGUAGGUAUUUCCUGUAAAUGUUUACACUAAUACUUCCAUCUUUAUGCUGAAGGCUUAUCGCGAAUUUGUUUUCGACGGCUAUAUUGUAAAGGAUUUGUUGGUAUAUACAGUAGUGAAUGGCAGUAGGUGUCAAUAUGAGAACGAGCGAAGCGAGCGGGCUAGCAAAUUUUCAAUAGUUGGAAGACAGAAUGAUGACCAGGCAUCGUCUUUCAAUGGGUGUGUAAUUAUUGGAGAAAUGUGGCGAGUGAGCGUGCCUUGAAAAAGUUGUUUCAGUUGUUUAGAAUUAAAUACAUUAACAGAGGAUGAUGAGGGUAAAUGAUCAAUAACUUAAACUUAAAGGUCAAGUCCACCCCAGGAAAAUGCUGACUUGAAUAAAUAGAGGAAAUUAAUCUAGCAUAGUACUGAAAAUUUCAUCAAAAUCGGAUGUAAAAUAAGAAAGUUAUGACAUUUUCAAGUUUCGCUUAUUUUUUUUCACAAAACAGUGAUAUGCACAACUAGGUGAGUCAGUCGAUGAUGUCCAUCACUCAAUAUUUCUUUUGUUUUUUAUUGUUUGAAUUAUACAAUAUUUCAUUUUUUAUAGAUUUGACAAUAAGGACCAACUUGACUGAACCUUAUAGUAUUAAACAAUGCUAAUUGCACAUGUUCAGGGAGAAAUUAAUCUUUGUAUCACUUGACAAUGAGGAGAAAAUUAGAAUAUUUCAUAUAAUAAAAUACAAAAGAAAUAGUGAGUGGAUGACGUCAUAGUCUCCUCAUUUGCAUACUAGCCAGGAUGUGCAUAUAACUGUUUUGUGAAAUUAAGCGAAACUUUAAAAUGUCAUAACUUUCUUAUUUCACAUCCGAUUUCGAUGAAAUUUUUAGUGUUAUGCUUUUUUGAUUUUUCUCUUUUUAUUCAAAUCAACUUUUUGUUAGGGUGGACUUGUCCUUUAAGAAGAAGGGAAAAUAAAUAAAAAUAGCAAAUACGGAUUAAACGGUCGAGAUUUUGUUCAAUGAAAACUCAUUAAAGGUCAGAUGAGAAUGAAAAAAAUGGUAUUAUGAUUAUCGGGACCAAGCAGUGGCGUAAUGAGCCAAAAAUUUUGAGGAUGCCAGAUAUGGUGUAUCGGGCAAAAUUUAUAUUAUAAAAAAGUUGCGAGGGAGCGGAGCAAGCGAGCAAAAAUUCCUCUCCCUUUUUUUCUUUCUUUCAAAGACUUGAAUUCAAAAGGUGCAUAUAUACUUUAAUCUGAUAUGCAAUUAUGCAAAUGAGUCGAUGAUGUAGUAUUACCACAAGCACUACCGCCACCACCACCAUCAUCAUGUCAACAACAAAACAACAAAAAUCAUCACCUCGCGCUUCGCACUCAAAUAUUCUGAUAAUGGUUACGAAAAGUAAUUCAUUUAUAUGUGUCAAAAUUGUCACUACAACAAAAUUGGAAAAAGAAAUCAUUUCACUUAGAAAAGUUUUAACAGAGAAAAUAUAAUAAAUGGUGUUCUCACAAGCAUAGCGUAAUGAACCAAAAAAAGAGGGGCCAGUCAUAAAGCAUGGAGCACAAUUUAUCAAAAUCUUCGAGA